ACAAAAUAUAAGCAUGACUGAACCGUUUUCAAUUAUUUAGAAUUUUCAUAAACUGUAAUUUUCAAAGAGUGGAAUAAAAAAACAGCUGCAAGUCCCAUUGAGUGUAAGACUCAUUGUCUAGAAAGCACAUCACACAACAUGAAGAAGAGCUCUAAAGUGAGUAAAAAAUCAUCUCCAAAAAGGACUGUACGAGAUGCAUUUCCCAAAAUAAUACGAGGAAAUGAAAAAAAUUCUUCUACGGAUAAAAAAUCGAAAUAUUCUGGCUCAGAGAAGGAAACAAAAAAAGAAGUCGCCGGGUCUCUAAGUUUAGAGGAACGAAUUGAGAGUGAUCCUGAACUAUCCAAAGCUCUUGACGAUGCUUACAAAAGUAUAUUAUCCGAACGUAUGAGUUUACCCGUCCAUGAACAAGAACUAAGUAAAGUGCAGCUUGUCUUGCACCACUUUGACAUGUCUGCGAAAUAUGGACCUUAUCUGGGAAUGACUCGGCUUGAACGCUGGCGUCGUGCAAAACGAUUCGAGUUGAAUCCACCUGACAUUAUAGAACAAGUGUUGACCUUAGAAGAAGCUGAUGAAGAGAACAGAAAACGAGAGACCCUUUUUUAUGAUUUUAAACCAAUGGUUGGAGAGUAAUUUAUCCAAAUUAAGGAUGCCUCAAAUUCACUUUAUGAUAAUGCUUCUUCAAAUAAAGUACUAUCUUCGUAGUCGGGGUUUUCUUCAUAUAGACCGACCAUUGUUUCUCGUUUUGGGACGGUACCAUGAACUCGAACCUGGUACAGGCAAGUAUAUUCAGGAUUCCCCCAAUUGCUUUUAACCUUGAAAAUGACACUUUUCAUUGGAAGUUUUGAUGAAACAUGAAUGGGGAAUGUUUGAAUUGGCUCGCCUUGAAGAUUAUAUAGUACGCUACCUAAGUAAGAAAAUCCCUUUUUCCCGUUUUGAUGAAUGUCCUGACCCCAUAAUUCAAUUUCUUUGGGAGCACUAGAAAGAUCGUGCGCAAUCUUAUGAUUGACAUGUUCAAUAGUGACAUUUGUCACAUAAACCGGGCGUGAAAGCGAAAUUCCUAACUGUCCUUCGGAACCUUUAAAGCUCCAACACAUCGCGACACCGUUCGUUGAUUGCAGUGCCAUAUUUGGAUCAUGUCCUCGUAUUGUUAACGAGUCAAACAAAUAUGAAGCAGCCUUUGGGAGAAGCGAAGAAGGUCUUUUGACAUAACUUUUUGUUGUCAGAAAAGGUAAAACAUCUGCCCCAGUUGACAAAAGAGCAAAAUUAGGCAGUGAGACAGGGUCACCAAUAUAAUUUUGCACGGUUGCUUGAAUGAAGUUUUUCCACUCGUCGUCGAGCUCAACGGCUGCCAAUUCUGAUGAUUUAAAUGACAGUAUCUCUUUCUCUAACUGGAUUUUCAUUUCCUUUAUCUUGGUAUCUAGAAUAUUGUUGAAUUCUUCUCUUGUCAAGAAGCCAGUCAUAGGUUCAGCUUCACCUUCUUUAUCAUUUUUUUCGUUUAAGGAUUCAGAAUCAUGCAAUGAUUGACCUAAAUUGGUUGUGUUUGGAGGCGGUUGUUGGGCUAUCGGUGGAUUUAGUAAAUUUUCUUUACGAAAUGAAACAUCAGGUGCUUUAUGGAGUAUUCCGAUAAUUAUCAAAGUCAGAAUUAAUGCAAGUAAAAACCAAGCCAGCGGCUUAAUGGACUCCAAAGGUAACCAUGAAAUCUGCUUCCAAGUAUUUUUGAAAGGUCGCCUGCGUACUUUAGCGGAAAAACGCUUAGGAUAAGCUUCCUCAGUAUCUUCUUCCAACUCUGAAAGCUCUUCGUUAUCUUCGGUAUCUGCGACGCUUGUUUCUUCUAUACCAUCUUCAUUUUCUUCAGAAGAAUAAGAUGCAUUGGAGGGGGUGGAUCGAUCGCUCCUUACAGCACGCUCAAAUUCCUCGUUUUCGGAAGCUUCACUGAUGUGGUCCUGAUUAUACUGAAGCCCCAGUCCAAAGGCAGGAGCUGGUGCCGUUUGGUUGGAGGACAUAGUUUCUACAGACACACGGGUGGGAGGAGAGCGAAGUUGGGUGUAUCGAAGUUUGUGCAUUUUUGCGGCCAUAUCUGUAGUAUUUUGGUGAAUUUGUUCAGUGUUUGUACCUAAUCGGGACCACGCUGGAUGUGCACCAUUAUAUCUCUCCCGUUUUCCUCCAACUGGCGUAUUUGUAAACAUUUUAAGAACGCAAUUAGCUAUCUAUAUAUUCAAAGAGAGAUAAACAAGUUUUGGAAAACGAUUUUUGAAUGUCAACAGAUUGAAACCGGC
Messenger RNA from Schizosaccharomyces cryophilus OY26, 2276 nucleotides. Its product is annotated as DNA polymerase delta subunit Cdm1. Gene Ontology annotation, molecular function: DNA-directed DNA polymerase activity. The transcript has a single exon. NCBI's taxonomy places the organism in Eukaryota, Fungi, Ascomycota, Schizosaccharomycetes, Schizosaccharomycetales, Schizosaccharomycetaceae. Gene Ontology annotation, cellular component: delta DNA polymerase complex. The record is from RefSeq and is a predicted model, not a curated record. Bases 139 to 630 code for a protein of 163 amino acids. Gene Ontology annotation, biological process: DNA synthesis involved in DNA repair; DNA-templated DNA replication.